Blastomyces dermatitidis ER-3 is the source of this 682-nucleotide messenger RNA. RefSeq lists its product as uncharacterized. Bases 219 to 560 code for a protein of 113 amino acids. The transcript is spliced from 3 exons. The record is from RefSeq and is a predicted model, not a curated record. NCBI's taxonomy places the organism in Eukaryota, Fungi, Ascomycota, Eurotiomycetes, Onygenales, Ajellomycetaceae.
GCCGCCGCGAGAGAAGCUACUGACUGGCUAGUCCGUAGUGAUUGGAGAAAGAGGCUGACAGAAUGCGGUCUUUCCGUUUAUGAUUACGGCUGUCGAUUCUACAAAUCAUUCCUCGCCUUGCCUAUCCUAACAUCUUGCAAUAGUUAUGCUAUCAUAGGCGAGGAGCAUGCCCCGUCGAUUUUUUAAUUAAUUGCCAAUGAUAUGAAAGUUUAUCCCGAAUGGCGGAAUCAUCAUGUAUCCAUUCAUAUGGUAAAUGGGAAAUUUCCGGAAAGGAGCUAGUAUCCUACAAAGCUCAACGCGGUGGAUGGAAGUAUUCACGGACGGCUUUGGGGUUCAAUGUCCUGCUCGGCGCCAGAGCCUUGGCUCCUCUGUCCGAGCUUUGUGAGCGUUUAACCGUCCCUGACAAUCGAGGCGAAGGUGUUGCGGCAGCCCAACCAACCACGUUUAUCUGUCUUGGGCGCCGGAAUAGCACAUCAUUGGAUGGAGCGGCCAGUUUCAUGGAUGACAAUACCAUGCGCAUGGAGUCCAGUGCUGAAGUUUCACCUGCAGCUUUCGCGUAAUGCUUCUCAUAGUCAUGAGUUAAAAAGGCCAGCAGAUGUGAUCGUAUUUUGCGGGUGGAUAGUGGAUAUAGCAGCAGGUUGAAUUGGCUGUUUCUCCAAAUCAUGGCUGUCGGGGAUUUUCC